This is a messenger RNA of Arachis duranensis, 2040 nucleotides long. Its product is annotated as xylan glycosyltransferase MUCI21. The transcript has 3 exons. Bases 201 to 1829 code for a protein of 542 amino acids. The record is from RefSeq and is a predicted model, not a curated record. Lineage: Eukaryota; Viridiplantae; Streptophyta; Magnoliopsida; Fabales; Fabaceae. Gene Ontology annotation, molecular function: glycosyltransferase activity.
AGUCAUUUUCUUUGCCACCUUCGAAGGAGCCUUCAUUCCACGCUUUCUCCUAUUCUUUCCUUUGAUUUCUCUUCUUCUUCUUCUUCUUCUUCAUUUCCAUCAACAAAAAGAAACUCUCACAACAGAAAACAGAGCCCUCUCUGUUUUUGAAGCUUUCUCUUUUUCCCUCCCUCCUUUGAUUCAAUUUUCAGAACAAAGACAUGGUUCACUACCACAGGUACCAUCAACCCAGAAAAGCUUCAGACCCCAUUAUCACAAAAGAUGAAGAAUCACAACAGAACCUUGUCAUGGAUUGUUCAACCUCUUCUUACUACAAGAGAACAAGGCCCAAGUUGCUCUCUUUCCUCUUCCUCAUCACUUUCCUCUCUUGCUGCUAUGUCCUUGCACCACUCUUCCUUCCCCCUUCUUUCACCUUCUCUCUCCUCUACUCUCCUGCAACUGAAAAUGAUGCUCUUGUUGUAAAUGAUUCUAUGUGUUCUUCAGUUUCAAGUGGAACUAUAUGCUGUGACAGAACUGGUUAUAGGUCUGAUAUAUGUUUGAUGAAAGGAGACAUUAGAACACACUCCCCUUCCUCUUCAAUCUUCCUCUACAACUCAGGAAUCAUCAACAAUGUUUCAAGGAAUGUUGGAGCUGAAAAAGGCAAAGGGGAUCAGAUACUUCAGCACGAAAGGAUUAGGCCUUAUACUCGAAAAUGGGAGAAGAGUGUAAUGGAGACCAUUGAUGAGCUAAACCUCAUCUCAAAGAGAGUGAAUUUUGGUAAUUCAGGCCAUGGUUGUGAUGUCAAACAUGAUGUCCCGGCCGUGUUCUUCUCGAAUGGGGGCUAUACCGGCAAUGUGUACCACGAAUUCAACGAUGGAAUCAUUCCUUUGUACAUUACCUCCCAGCAUUUCAACAAGAAGGUUGUGUUUGUGAUCCUUGAAUAUCACAAUUGGUGGAUCACCAAGUAUGGAGACAUUCUUUCUCACCUUUCGGAUUAUCCGGCCAUCGAUUUUAGAGGAGACAACAGGACUCAUUGCUUCCCUGAAGCCAUUGUUGGCCUUAGAAUCCAUGAUGAGCUCACGGUGGAUUCGGCUUUGAUGCAAAGGAACAAGAGCAUUGUUGACUUUAGAAACCUUCUUGAUAAGGCCUAUUGGCCCCGGAUUCAUGGAUUGAUUCAAGAUGAAGAAAGGGAAGCACAAGAAAAGUUAAGAAAACAAAUGUCUUCAUCCCCAUCAUCAGAAUCGGAACCAGAAUCAGAAUCUCCACAGAAACAAGAGUACAUAAUUAAGCAAAAAGUACAAGAGAAUCCAUUGAAGAAACCCAAGUUGGUUAUUCUCUCUAGAGACAAAUCAAGAGCCAUAACAAAUGAAAAUUCUAUGGUUAAAAUGGCUGAGGAAAUCGGCUUUGAAGUCGAAGUCUUGAAGCCAGACAGAACAACAGAAUUGGCCAAGAUUUAUAGGUCACUGAAUGCAAGUGAUGUGAUGAUCGGCGUCCACGGCGCAGCAAUGACACAUUUCUUGUUCUUGAGGCCUGGCUCAGUGUUCAUUCAAGUUGUUCCUCUUGGGACAACUUGGGCUGCAGAAACAUAUUAUGGUGAACCUGCAAGAAAACUUGGUUUGAAGUACAUUGGCUAUGAAAUUCAGAUUAGAGAGAGCUCUUUGUAUGAGAAGUAUGAUAAGAAUGAUCCUGUUCUAAGGGACCCCGAAAGCAUCACAAAGAAAGGUUGGGAAUUCACAAAGAAGAUUUAUCUUGAUAGCCAAAAUGUUGUGUUGGAUCUCAGAAGAUUCAGAAAAAGGUUGCAGCAUGCUUAUGAGUACAUUGUCUCCAAAUCAAAUCACAGGACAGAGUAAAAUUUUCAUUUUGUUCUUUUGUUUCAUUUUACUUCUCUAUGUUCAUUCUUUGGUAUGUGGGGGGAAAGAAAGAUUACAACUUUUUGAGUAUUGAGCAUGUUGUACAGAAAAAUACUUAAAAAUGAAUUACAGAAUGUGUAAGACUGUAAGUAUAAGAGCAACAAAUUUCCUUUUUGGUGUGAAUAAAUUAAGGAUUUAAUUUUGGUGUGAA